Molecule: messenger RNA, 963 nt
Organism: Nicotiana attenuata
Lineage: Eukaryota; Viridiplantae; Streptophyta; Magnoliopsida; Solanales; Solanaceae
Product: ethylene-responsive transcription factor 1
Exons: 1
Coding region: 127-837 (236 amino acids)
Biological process (GO): regulation of DNA-templated transcription; ethylene-activated signaling pathway
Molecular function (GO): DNA binding; DNA-binding transcription factor activity
Source: RefSeq, a predicted model, not a curated record
GAAUCUUCUUUAAUCCUUUCCUAUAUAUAUUCCCCAUUCAUUCUGCUUCAAAAAGAUCAAAACCGUUUCUUAUAAACGAAAACCCAAAACCUCAUAAACACAAGAGAAUUAAAAUUCAAAAGCAAAAUGAAUCAACCUAUUUAUACAGAGUUGCUGCCGGCGAAUUUGCUGGGAGACUUUCCGGUUUACCGCCGGAAUUCAAGCUUCAGUCGUCUAAUCCCAUGUUUAACUGAAACAUGGGGCGAAUUACCACUAAAAGUCGACGAUUCUGAAGAUAUGGUAAUUUAUACUCUCUUAAAAGACGCUCUUAACGUCGGAUGGUCGCCGUUUAAUUUCACCGCCGGCGAAGUAAAAUCGGAGCUAAGGGAGGAGGAACCUGUGGUUUGUCCGGCGGAGACAACUGCCGCGCCGGCGACUGAGUCACCAAGGGGAAGGCAUUACAGAGGUGUUAGACGACGGCCGUGGGGAAAAUUUGCGGCGGAGAUUAGAGAUCCGGCGAAGAAUGGAGCUAGGGUUUGGCUUGGAACAUACGAAACAGAUGAAGAAGCUGCAAUUGCUUAUGAUAAAGCGGCUUAUAGAAUGCGCGGUUCAAAGGCUCAUUUAAAUUUUCCACAUAGAAUCGGUUUAAAUGAACCGGAACCGGUUCGAGUUACAGCGAAAAGACGAGCAUCGCCUGAACCGGCUAGUUCGUCGGAAAAUAGUUCAGUGAAACGGAGAAGAAAAACUGUUGCAGCUGAGAAAUCUGAAGCAGUAGAAGUGGAGAGUAAAUCAAAUGUUUUGCAAGUUGGAUGUCAAGUUGAACUAUUGACACGUGGACAUCAAUUAUUAGUUAGUUAAGUAUGAACUUAGGAAGAUAAAUAUUUAAUUGUGGUACUCUUUUUUUUUUGGUGCAAAUUUGCGCUCUAAAGUUGUACAGUUUGAUUUUCAUGUUAAUUAUAUGACCGGAGGGUUAAUUUCAACGUA